Molecule: messenger RNA, 1383 nt
Organism: Knipowitschia caucasica
Lineage: Eukaryota; Metazoa; Chordata; Actinopteri; Gobiiformes; Gobiidae
Source: the annotation of a GenBank genome assembly
AUGGGUCGAGACCCGCUCGGGCCAUCCGACCGCGACUUCGACCGCAUAGCUAGACACAUAACCCGCUUUGACCCCCGGCCCGGCAUGCCUACAAACACCCGAUCAUACCUCCGCGUCGUCGACUUCCACGCCGACCGCAUACCACACGCGUCUCAAGAUGACAAAAUAUACUUGAUUAGACUCACGUCCAACGGAGAGGUGAAUGACUUCAUCGAAAGGCAACCAAGGGCUAUAAAACAUGACUACAACGAGCUCUGCAAAGCCAUCCUAGCAGAAUACUCAGACUACGGCGCCUCCGGGACCCUCACGGCAGCCAUGGCAGUCAAACAAGCUCACAACGAGCUUGCGGAAUGCUACUACCACAGGUUGCGACAGGCCUUCUUCGGCAACCGAAACUACGAAGGGAUGGAGGAAGACACGAAUUUCAGGGCCCUGUACCUCCAAAACCUCCACCCCAACCUUAGCCAGCUACUGGGCGUGUACGCCUGCCCCCUUACACAGGACAUACGGCAACUGAAGACCCUGGUGGCACGAGCACAAGGCAAACAUCUGCUCAAGACACAGGCGAAGCCGCAAACCCAACCUACAGUGUACAGUGUGGAAAACCACAUGGAACUUGAGGGCGCACCAACGGCCCGAAAACACAAAUGGGGAACCAACCACGGACCCCAAAGGAAUAACCAGACACACGUGGACCCGAAGAACAAAUCCCAGACCGACAGGACAGACCACGCGCCACAACGGCCCCACCAAGACCGCACCGCUACAACCAUUAAUAAAGACAACCUUUCUAGGGAGGAACAAUCCCUCCUCCGCACGCUCCUGCGCAAAGCCAGAGAGAAGAAGACAGACAACGCCGACGUGUUCGCAGUGUCCGUGUCGGAUGACGCCGAGAAUGCUCCCCACCACAUGGACGACUGCCUCAGCGAACAGGAGCUAAAUGAUGACUACUCAAGCGCACAAACGGUGGACAUCUGCUACGACCAGAGGGAUGUCAUGGUAAUACAGGUGGAUACGACCAUACGUAAAAUGGCCCUAAUGCGACUGACCGUGGGCCCCAUGACACUGGUCCACCCGGUCUACAUCUCCCCAUUCAACACGCAUCCGCUCCUAUUGGGCCAGGACCUUCUAAAUCGAUUUAAGCCCCUAAUAGACUACCAACAUCUAAAGAUCUGGACACAGGUCCGGGAGCCCUUGCCCAUUCCGCGCCCGUUGGGCGAAAACCACCGCUACUCCGUAAACGCGCCGCCCGCGAACGGCCCACAACCCGCCGCAGCACAAACCGAUCAGGGGACGCCCACAACCUGCGCGAACGCCACGCGCACGGCCCCCGACCUCGACAGAACGAGCAAGAUGGGAACCCCUCACCAUCGAGUGCCUUAA